AUGCUUGCAGCCAGCACAAGGACCAGGCAGCUAAAUGUCACCUGUGACAGCUCAGUGGACAGGGAGUUCUUCCUCCAUUACUCCCUCAUCCCUUCACUUUUCAUCAUUUUGGUCUUGUCUUUCCUCCAAAGACGAGAGCAUCGUAGACAAAGAGAUGACACCUUCUACCUCCUGGGGGAUCACUUUGGAAUCAUCAUGCCUCUGGACUUUGUGGGGACUUUCAGCAACCGAUGGUCCUAUGGAAUUGCCUUUGGGGCCACAGCCAAUAAGGUCAUGUUCUUGUUCUCAGAAGGCUACCAGCCCCUGAAGGUUCCACAGUGGGCCCAAGCCUUUGUGCUUCUCAUCGGGGGCAUGGAAGUUGGCCUGUCUUACUUUCCCUUCUUUGCCUGCCUGUCCUCAGAGUUCCGUCUGGUCAGCUCCAUCCUGGGCUUCAGCUACUCCCUGACCUGGUUUGUGGUUACCAUUCUUCAGAUCUCACAGUGUCCCCAUGGCCAGUUUCUAGGGAGAUUCGAGACCCUCAUUUUCUACUGGCCCUCACUGUUGUGCCUGGGUUUUCUGCUCUGUCGCUUCCUGUACAUGUUCCUUAAGGCUCUGCCAAUCCACUUGGGCCUGGAGCCACAGGCAGAAGAAAAGUCAGUGCUGGAGGCCCACCAGGCAGAGCAUGUGAAGCGGCUCCUGAGGAAGUCCUGCCCACAAGAAAGAGAAAAGUCUUGGUUUCAGACCAGGGUGUAUGACUGGGACCCCUGCUUCCAGUUCCCCAGCAGGAUGAUUGGGACGCUCGUGCUAGCAUCCAUCUGCCUAUACCUUUUCAUUGUCAUCGAGUUCUGUGUGUUUCUACUUGUGAAAGACAAGCUGGAUCUGUUUGAAGACAGGCUGCAGAGCUACCUCACCCACAUGAACGAGACGGGGACCUCGACCCCUGCCAUCCUACAGGUGAAAGAACUGAUCAGUGUUACUAAAGGAGUCUGGGUGGUGACCAUUUUGCCCGCCUCCCUCACGUGUGUCAGCUAUCUCUUCCACAUUUUGGCCUGUUACAGAAAGCACAUGAAGAGGCUGUGGGCUGGAGACAAAGACUUCCUCCCUCAGAACUUCCAGAGUCCCUCCUCAGCAGCUAGUGUGGUGGCCAUUGCAAGGUACUCUGGCUGGCAAAUAGCCUACAUCCUCUGGGGCUACCUCAUCAUUCAUGUGGUGCAGAGCCUCUGUGGUGUGAUGCUCAUGUACAGCCUAGUGCUACCCAUUCUCCACCAUCAAGGCCUGGAGAUGCUGCGAGGGCUGGGCCUUGGGGUCCUCACCCUAUCCAUAGUCGUGGGCCUCAUGAUCCUGCAGGUGUGGAUCGCUGGCAGAUUUUUCCUGCAGCCCAAGCUGAGCACGGCUGACAAGCAGAAGCCCCUGGCUCUCCACAACAGGAGAGCAUUCCACAACUUCAACUACUUCCUGUUUUUCUACAAUGUGCUGCUGGGCCUGGGCGCCUGCCUCUCCAGGCUGCUCAUCAGCUGCUUCCUGGGCACAUGGCUGAUUGCACGCAUUGACAGAACCAUCAUGCAGAGCGGCUACGAGGGGGUAGACAUGGGCUUCAAUGCAUGGGUUGGCAUGCUCUUUGUGGACCAUUAUCACACCAACCCUGUGCUGGUCAGCUUUUGCCACAUCCUAAUCACAAGCCACAGGGACCGGAAGCUGCAGAAGAUCACGAAAUACUGGUACCUGAACCAGUCAGCAGGUCCCCGAUUCUCAGCCAGAGCCCAAACGAGGUGGCUCUUGCUGCAGACGCUGAUCAACAACCCCAGGCUCAUCACGCUUAGAAAAUCAAAAUCAGGCCAUGGUUUCCGAGAGUUGACACAGAUUCUGCCAACUUGCUCAGAUUGCUGA
Molecule: messenger RNA, 1866 nt
Organism: Cricetulus griseus (Chinese hamster)
Lineage: Eukaryota; Metazoa; Chordata; Mammalia; Rodentia; Cricetidae
Source: RefSeq, a predicted model, not a curated record